ACUUCAACAUGAUUACAUCUCAGUUGCUGGAUUAUGUGGCAAUUUUGCUUUUCUGGGUCUUGAAAGCCAGCUCCCUGGAUACCUUCAUUGCAGCCGUUUAUGAACAUGCAGUGAUCUUCCCUAAUGUUACCCUGACACCAGUGUCCCAUGAAGAGGCACUGGACUUGAUGAACCAAAAUCUGGAUCUUUUGGAGGGAGCAAUCACAUUGGCAGCAAAGCAGGGUGCCCAUAUCAUUGUGACACCAGAAGAUGGAAUUUACAGCUUUGCCUUCAGCAGGGAAUCUAUCUACCCAUACUUGGAAGACAUUCCGGACCCUCAGGUGAAUUGGAUCCCUUGCAAUAAUCCCAACAGAUUUGGCCGCACCCCAGUGCAAGAAAGACUCAGCUGCCUGGCCAAGAGCAACUCCAUCUACGUCGUGGCAAAUAUUGGGGACAAGAAGCCAUGCAGUGCCAGUGACCCUCAGUGUCCCCCUGACGGUCGUUACCAAUACAACACAAAUGUGGUGUUCGAUUCUGAGGGAAGGCUGGUGGCGCGCUACCAUAAGCAAAACCUUUUCUUGACUGAAAGUCAUUUCAAUGCACCCAAGGAACCUGAGGUUGUGACUUUCAACACCACCUUUGGAAAAUUUGGCAUUUUCACGUGCUUUGAUAUACUCUUCCAUGAUCCUGCUGUGACUCUGGUGAAGGAUUUCCACGUGGACACCAUACUCUUCCCGACAGCGUGGAUGAAUGUUUUGCCACAUUUGUCAGCUAUUGAAUUCCACUCAGCCUGGGCUAUGGGCAUGGGAGUCAAUUUCCUUGCAGCCAAUCUACAUUACCCCAUAAAGAAAAUGACAGGAAGUGGCAUCUAUGCACCUGAUUCUCCAAAAGCAUUUCAUUAUGAUAUGAAGACAGAGGAAGGAAAACUCCUCCUCUCGCACCUGGACGCCCACCCACACCCCAGAGCAGCAGUGAACUGGACUUCUUAUGCCAGUGGGAUAGAAGCACCCUCAGUGGGAAACAGGGAAUUUAACAGCACUGUUUUCUUUGACGAGUACACUUUCUUGGAGCUCAAAGGAGUCACAGGAAAUUACACGGUUUGUCAGAAAGAUCUCUGCUGUCAUCUCAGUUAUCAGAUGUCUGAGAAGAGAUCAGAUGAAGUUUAUGCACUAGGGGCAUUUGAUGGACUACACACUGUCGAAGGGAGCUAUUAUUUACAGAUUUGCACUCUGUUGAAGUGUAAGACGAUGGACUUACACACUUGUGGUGACUCAGUCGAAACCGCUUCCACCAGGUUUGAAAUGUUCUCCCUCAGCGGCACUUUUGGCACCCAGUACGUCUUCCCGGAGGUGUUGCUGAGUGAAGUUCAGCUUGCACCUGGACAAUUUCAGGUGUCAAGUGAUGGACGUUUGUUCAGCCCGAAGCCACUGUCUGGACCUGUCUUGACAGUAACUCUGUUUGGAAGGUUGUAUGAGAAGGAUCCUGUACCAAAUGCUUCAUCAGACUUCACAGUACAAGCACUGAGAGUAAUGCUCAUAGUUAUAACAUCUAUUGUGUACUUGUUAAGUUGAUAGAAUAUUUACCUUUUUUCUCUUACACUUUGGAGCAUUUGAAAAAUGAUGGAUGUGAAAAGAAGAAUGGGUCUGGGGUUUUGAUAAUAGUGGCUGUGGUCUAUCAUAUAAGUGAACUACUAAUCUAUUUUUCUCUUUAUUUAGACACACACACACCAGACAAUAUAAGCCAGGUAAAUAGUGACAAAUUUUUGAAAGGUUUUUUUGGUGAGAAUUACACGUUACUACAUUUAAAGUAGGAGACAAGUUCUGGCUCAUGGGAAGCACUGUAUAUGUGUUAGCUACUACAAUGAUGUAUGACUAUUACAGUAAAACCAAUUGUGAUGUAUUUAUUGCUAAAAUUUUAUCAACUCUGAUUGUUCAAAGUGCAUAUAUUUUCCAAUGGUCACUCACCCUACAUAUUUCAAUUAGAAAAGCAAUGAUACUCCACAUCAGCCUGCUGAGUGUGGCUUGAUAUCUAGCACUAAUGUGUCCAGAAGGCAGCUGGGUUUACAGCUAGGAAUCUGCUCAAAAGCCUUAAUAUUUUCUGUGUGAUUUUCAGUGGAGAUUUACUGCCUGUUUAGUGCUUUGCUUAUCUUGUUAGCCUCGAAGCAAAUUAAUAGGGUGGUUCUAAAAUAGACAUUUACCAAAUAUGGCCUGUUAUUUGUUUUUGUAUGGUCUGUGAGCUAGGAAAGUUUCUUACGUUUCUAAAUGUUUAAAGAAGAAAAUCAAAAGGAGAAUAAUAUUUUGUGACACUUGAAAAUUAUUUGAAAUUCAGAUUUUAGUUUCCAUACUGGAAGUUUUAUUGAACACAGCCACAUUCAUUUGUUUAGUACUGUUGAUGGUUGUUUUCAUUCUACAGUUGUGGAACCGAAUAGUUGUGAUAUAGAGUGUGUGGCCAAAAAAGCAGAAAAUAUUUGCUGCCUUUACAGAAAGUGGUUGUUGAUUCAUGCUCUAAAAUAUUAAGUAACAACAGAUUAUAGUAUUGAAAAUUUUUACUGCAAAUCAAUGUCCUGGAGUCUUUCUUAUAAUCCUUUCACCCAAAGAUAAAUAAAAUAUUUUUAUUUGCUUUCUAUUAUAUUACAUCACAAAAAAAUUACAUUGACUAACUUAUGAUCAAAUAUGCCUAAUAGGCUAGUAUCUCACACAAGUGGAUAUAAUUUUUAUAAGCAUGAUUGAUACCUAAUUAUUGUAAGAUACCAUAUUGUAAAGUCUUUUGCUAUAUUUGGUAUGUUCUACAAUUUCUGAGAGAAAUUAUAUUAGUUUUUAUUUUCAAAUUUUUCCUGCAGAGCAGUUAGAACUGCUUAUAUGAAUAUACUAUCUAAUACUUCUUCCUAUGACAAAUUUGCUAGCUUGUCCUAGAAUGAUUUUUCUUAAAACUAAACAUUGCAGGAGUGAAUUUACUGUUUAAAAAUUAUGCUUGCUGCAUUCAUACCUAGCUCUGACUGAUUUUUUUCACUCUGGAUUUCUUUAAUGUGUGUAUGUGUAUUUGUGAUAGUUUUGUUGUGCUUUUCAAAUAUAAUUUUAAAUUUAUUCUACAUUAAACAUUUGUGAUGCUCAUUUGAUACAAAUAACCAGAUUUAAAGGAAGGCCAAUGUGAUGUAUCAGUGAUUGGCUUAAAAUAUUAAAGGAGUCAAACAACCCUAAA
This is a messenger RNA of Camelus dromedarius (Arabian camel), 3177 nucleotides long. RefSeq names its product pantetheinase. The coding region runs from base 9 to 1550 and encodes 513 amino acids. Gene Ontology annotation, molecular function: pantetheine hydrolase activity. Gene Ontology annotation, biological process: pantothenate metabolic process. The transcript is spliced from 7 exons. Lineage: Eukaryota; Metazoa; Chordata; Mammalia; Artiodactyla; Camelidae. The record is from RefSeq and is a predicted model, not a curated record.